AUGUCAAGUAUUGCAUUAAUUUUCGAUGUGAUAUUUUCCUGUUUAAUAACAUUAACUUUUCUUUACCGUUGUGGAAAUUACCGUCGACAACAUCCAAUAACAACAGGAGCAGUUUUUAUUUCAUGGUCAUUUUCAGUUCUUUUUAUUUUUCUUUUACCGUUGGAUAUAUCAUUAGCAGCUUAUCGAGAAUGUCAAUCACAAAAUAUAUCAACAAUAUCAACGACAACAAUUAGUCCGGAUAAUUUAAAUUUAAGUAAUACAAUUGAAAAAUCAUGUCCUCGCCCAUGGUCAUAUGUAAAUCCGAGAUCUUAUGAAGUUUUAUGGCGAAUUAUUUAUUGGACAUCACAAUGUCUUACUUGGUUUAUUUUACCGUUUAUGCAGUCGAUCUGUCAAACAGGAGAAUUUUAUUGGAAAGGAAAGAUUCGAUUUGCACUUCGAUCAAAUUUAAUUUAUUAUGGAACACUUUUACUUAUAUUCGGAAUACUUGUUAUUUAUGUUGCUGUGAAUUAUAAUUUAAGUGCAUCAAAUUUUAAAGUAACUGUUAUAGCAGCAAGUACAACUUGGGGUCUUUUUCUUCUUGUUUUAAUGCUUGGUUAUGGUCUUGUUGAAGUACCAUUAAAUGUAUAUAAUCAUUCUCGAACUUCAUACGUUCUUUCACAUAUUCAAUUUAAUUUAUCUAAACUUUAUAAUGAAAAAAUUGAUAUUGAAGAACGUUUAGAAUCUCUUGUUGAAGAUAUAUCAAAAUUAUGUUUACAAAUCAAAUAUAAUGAUUCAUUGCGACCAUGUUUAGAAGAAAUUGUUCGAAUUAUUCCGGAACAAUAUUCUAAUCGAGUUAAAUUAACUAUGGAUGAUUAUGAAGAUUAUCGAGCAACAACAACAACAAAUAAUUUAAUUGAUUUACCAACUGAAAAACAAUUAAUUAAAUUACAUGGACUUAUAAAAAAAAGUAAACAUAUUCAUCAUCGUGUACAAGCUUCAUGGGUACAAAUGAUUAAUCAAGCUUUUUAUUUGGAAGAUAUUUUAAAUAAUGAAAAUAAUUCAAAUCGUUCAUUUGUUAAACAAAGUCCAUUGCCAAGAUCAUGGUUACGACAAAAAUUAUUUGAUGAACAUCCAGUUCUAGAAUGGUAUACAUUUUGUUUUCUACGUCCAUGGGCUCUUCGUUUUCUUGGCGUUGGACUAGGUAUCAUAUCACUGGUCGUUAUUUGGUCUGAAAUGACAUUUUUCAGUACCAGUCCUGUUUUAUCUAUUUUUGCUCGAAUUGUUAAUGUAGCUCGUCAUCAUUAUGAUUAUUUUACUAUUGAAAUAUUCUGUUGUUUAAGUCUUGCUUAUUUAUGUUUAUGUGCAUAUUAUACAAUAUUUCGUAUGCGUAUAUUUAAUUAUUUUUAUUUAUCACUUUAUCAUUUAACGGACGAAAAUAGUUUAAUAUUUGCGGCAACAUUUUUAUGUCGUUUAACAGCUCCAUUAAGUUAUAAUUUUCUUGGUAUGAUACAUAUGGAUCAAGUUAUUACAAAAAAAACUGAUAGACAAGAAACUGUUUUUACAACAAUUAUGGGUCGUAUGAGCGUCAUUCCAAUGAUUUCCAGAGGUUUUAAUUUUUAUUUUCCAAUGUUAAUAUGUUUAUUAUGUGUUGGCACAUAUUUUCGAUUUGGUUCUCGAUGUUUACAUAUAUUUGGCGUAAGACAAUUCUUUGAUGAUGAUUAUGUAUCAGCUGAAUAUGUUGAAGAUGGAAAAAAUUUAAUGAAAAAAGAACGAAGAAAUUUAGGUGGCAUUGAUAAUGUAACAACAAUGGCUAAUACAACGACAGCUACCCAACGAAGAGAUAGACGAAAAGAAUUAGAAGAAAAAUAUGGUUUACGAUCAACAUCAGCAAAUAAUAAAUCAAAAUUACCAAGUGAUGAUUUAGAAGAGAUUAUAUCAGAAAGUCGUCAAUUAAAAGCAUCAUCAUCAAGUUCGGAUGAACCAUUGAUAAUGAAUAAUAACAAUCAUAAUCAACGUGUUCCUUCGAAUGCACCAACUGCAUUAGGAUCUUCGCGUCGAGUAGCACCGCCUACCAAUAUAUUCAACGAUAUCUAA
Molecule: messenger RNA, 2073 nt
Organism: Adineta steineri
Lineage: Eukaryota; Metazoa; Rotifera; Eurotatoria; Adinetida; Adinetidae
Source: the annotation of a GenBank genome assembly